CAAGACGCAGCGAGCCGGCCACAGUUGAAGAGGCGGCCCGUCGAGCCAGAGCGAAGCAGGACGAAGAGGAGCUAGAGAUCCAAGAGGCGCUCGAGCCCGAGUUUCGGCAGCUCGAGUUCGCCCCCCAAGGCCGACGCCAGUCUUACUCGGCGGACCAGGAGCCCGCCCCGAGUCUCGGCCGCGCUUCGUCCGGCACGUUGCCGGCGCAGACUGGAGCCGGGAACGGAACGGUGCGAGACCGCACCGACCCGCCCCCUUCCCACAACUAGCCCAGUCGCUCGACGACUGGGAUUCGCCGAUCGCCAUGGCCAGCAACAGCUUGCAAGUCCGGAACCCGGACUUCUCCAGUACUAAACAGAAGGCGAUCGAAGAUGCGAAAAAGAUGCAGGCCCUUGUCGAAGAAGAGUGUAACAAGGCUGGAAAGGAAGUUCCCCCUUACCAGCUGCAGGAGUUGAUUGGCAAAGGGAACUACGGCCGCGUCUACAAGGCCACCGACCUCAAAUCGAAAUCCGUUGUCGCCGUCAAAAUCAUCAACAUCGAAGAAGGCGACACGCUGAACCCCAAACUUGCCGACACGUACAGCGAGUUCAUGAAAGAGUUCUCCACUCUCAAGAUGCUCAGCGAGAGCGGGGCCAAGAACAUCAACCUCACCCUUGACGUGCUCCCGGUCGGCCAGGCCAUGUGGAUGGCCACCGAGUACUGCGCCGGGGGAAGCGUCGCGACGCUGAUGCGGCCCACCGGGGGGCUGCAAGAGAAAUGGAUCAUCCCCAUCGUGCGCGAGGUGGCCGAGGCCAUCUACUGGGUCCACAAGCAAGGCAUCAUCCACCGCGACAUCAAGUGUGCCAACGUCCUCGUCACCGAAGCGGGCGCCGUCCAGCUGUGCGACUUUGGCGUGGCCGGCAUCAUCGAGUCCAAGCUGGACAAGCGCACCACCUUUAUCGGCACGCUCAACUGGAUGGCCCCGGAACUGUUCGACCCCGUCCCUUCCUACAGCACGCCCGUCGACAUCUGGGCCUUUGGCUCUCUGGUCUACGAGAUCGCCUCCGGCAUGCCUCCGCUCGCCGGCUUCGGCAUGGCCGAGCUCGGCCAGUACCUCAAGCACCACACCCCGCGCCUGGAGGGCGAUUCCUACUCGGACCAGAUCAAGGAUCUCGUGGCCUUCUGUCUCGUCGAGGAUCCGACGAAGCGGCCAACCAUCCAGGAGAUCCAACGGCAUCCGUACAUCUUCAACACGAGCGAGGCGUAUCCCACGUCCUCUCUCGCCAACCUCGUCAAGGCGUACAAGCUCUGGGAGGCGCAGGGCGGCAUGAGAAGGUCUCUAUUUACCCCGGUCGGCGCGCAGGGGCCGGUCGAAUAUCCCUCCACGGCGGCCGACGGCGACGAGUGGAACUUCAGCACGACCGCCGACUUCGACCGGCAGGUCAUGAACGCGGAUGCCCAAGCCGUUUACGACGUCUACGGAUCCAAGGUCGACUUUGAUUUUAACGAACAGACCUCCCGUCCUGCGAAGCCCAAGCAGCGACGGCGUCUCCCUCCCCAGCUUCAGCCGGUAAAGGCGCCGCUUGAGAAGGUAUUCGACCCCAAUACGAUCUCGAACUACGAGGAAAACUCCCGCGCGUACUACGGCAAAGCACCACCGCCGCCCAUGUCGACUACGUCGGAUCUUCCUCUCCGAGACGACUCGCUGCACUCGACCCUUCGCGAGUCGCUCAUCGACUUGGACGCGUCCCUCCACGACGGAGGCGAGCUCUCUCAGUUCGUCGACAUGGAGACCAUCAGGGCGGGCAUGCGGGUACCGAGCGACUCGGAGCUCGACGAGGUCACCGACUUUAACAAGCCGCCCCUGAGCGAUCCGGCCGACUUGAAUCCCAACAGGCGCACGCAGGACUGGAAGUUCCCCACCAUGGUUCCGCCAGCAUCGGCCAACCCCGAGAUGUCGCGGUUUCCCUUCAACGAGGAGCGGUCCGAGUUCAACACGCGACCUCCCCUCAUCCACCAUCCGACGGACUCGAUGGGCUUUCUCGCAGAGCCCUACGACAUCGUGCCGCCGGCCCCGUCGCAAGACAAUCGUGCUUCCGUCGGAAGCCUCAUCGAUCUGGAUGAAGGUCUCGUCAUGCCAGAACUCACUCGGCCUUCCACGGCCAACUCGGACGUCGCCUCGAUGGCGGGAUCGGACAUGGGCGGCGCGAACCCGUUCGACCUGGAGCGCCAUGCCUCCCUAUAUCAGCCGCAACAACUUGGGAUCCGCGAGCCGUCCAUCUACAUUUCGGACGACAGCGACUUUGCCCGCUUGGACAAGGGUGCCGGCGGCGCGGAAGACGCCGCCCCGCCCGCGGCCCCGGAUUUUGUCGGGCCCAGCAACGGCCCCAGCGGCUCGCGGUCUACCACCCACUCGCGCUCCACCAGCUACGACGAAGACAGCUACUCGGUGAACGACUACGACUCCGAGUACCUGACCAUGGGCGGCAUCCUGUCCACGCCGAUGAGCAUCACCGAACGGCGCAGCCGGGCGCGGAACCGGGCGCGGUCGCAAUCGGGGGCGAGCGCCAGCAGCGCACAGCUACAGCAGAUGCAGCAUCCGAGGAUCGCGGCGAUGAACGGGGCCGGUGGCGGCGGCGGCGGCGGCGGCGGCAUGGAGAGUGCGGACGCGACGAUCGGAGGUGUCCCGGCGCCGCCGUCAGCCAAGGUCAUGCUGGGCGCGGCCGGCCGCGAGCAGGUGCGCGAGGAGGUGAUGCGCCUGCUGGCGAGCUUCUCAGAGCAGCUCGGCGCGGCGAAUGCCUACGUCUCGGCGUUGCCGGUGAGGACGGCACGGAGGGGCAGCGAGGCGUAUGCGGCUUGAGAUGGAACAUAGAUGGCGUUGCGGGGGGCAGGAAGUCGGACGGGGAUUUGCGUCUUUACGCUUUGCGGUCGCGUUUCUUUGCGGAAUCACCUGGCGUUUCUUUUCUCAUUCAUGUAGAGUAUAACGGAGGGGACAUGGCACAUGGCAUAUGGCAUGGCGGGCGUCAGGUUGGGAUGAUGGGGAGGCAUCGGGUAUCUCGAUGGCCAGUGAACCCGAGUGCUUUGCAAAGAAAUGAAAUUUAUCCUUGAGUUCCCAAUAGUCUGGUAGUUCUGGCGUGGUCUAAUAUGGUCGGUUGUGACAAGAGCCGUGAGUGUUGUUGAUGGUUGGGCAAUGAGUCGCCAGUUUUCGACCGAGGCUCCA
Molecule: messenger RNA, 3199 nt
Organism: Thermothielavioides terrestris NRRL 8126
Lineage: Eukaryota; Fungi; Ascomycota; Sordariomycetes; Sordariales; Chaetomiaceae
Exons: 1
Coding region: 305-2839 (844 amino acids)
Biological process (GO): protein phosphorylation
Molecular function (GO): protein kinase activity; ATP binding
Source: RefSeq, a predicted model, not a curated record